Closterium sp. Yama58-4 is the source of this 1149-nucleotide messenger RNA. NCBI's taxonomy places the organism in Eukaryota, Viridiplantae, Streptophyta, Zygnematophyceae, Desmidiales, Closteriaceae. The record is from the annotation of a GenBank genome assembly.
AUGAGUGAGCUAGUAACGCGGAAGAUCGGCGGAGGUUCAGGGGUCAAGGACGGGGUUUUAGCCGGGAAGAACGCUAACGGUAAGGGCAAAGGCGCAGCGAAUGCGCCAUCAGCAGCGGCGGCACCAGCGGCAGCCACAGCGGCAGCGGCGGCGGCAGCGGCGGCGGCGGCAGCAGCGUCACAGAAGCGGAAACUACCGUCGUGGGCCGACGGGAAGGGGCCGGGGGCAGCAGUGGUGAAGGGCGCUGAUCAGGUCGUGGCGGCGCCUAGCCUCGCCCGCGACUUCUCCUUCCGCCGCGACGUGCAAGCAACAUCGCUGUUCCGUUCCAUACCAGUGCUCGUGCAUGACAUCUACGCGCGCUUCCCCGGGAAGGUGGUGUAUCGUCGCGAGCGCAACGGAGUGGAGGCAGCAGCAAAGGAGCUAUACGCGGCUGUCAAGAACGGGGCCAACGGCAGCAGCGGCAAAAUGGCAGUGGGGCUGGACUGCGAGUGGAAGCCCACUUGGGGAAAAGGCCCUGAGAACCCCUGUGCGCUGCUGCAACUCUGCGCCAACGCGGAUGUCUGCUAUCUCUUUCAUCUCAAGUUCACCGGGGUUCCUGAGACUCUCCGCGCCUUGCUCAAGGAUGCUAGUGUGGUCAAGACAGGGGUCGGGGUUACAGAGGACGGUCGAAAGCUGCGGAAAGACUUUGGUGUUGAGGUGAAUGGGCUGGUGGACUGUUCCCCUCUGGCGGCAGAGAAGGCUGUGGUGCCAGAUGGAGGGCAGAUGGUGGGACUCAAAACACUCACCCGCCUCGUGCUGCAAAAAGAGCUCGCCAAGCCAAAACGAGAGGAAAAGGAGGGGAAGGAAGGGGAGGGCACAAAGGGGAAGGAGGCACAGGCAGAUGUGGAAGCAAAGACGGGGAAGAAGAUCAAGAGGAAGCAGGCGGCACGCGAGGAGGGCAAGAGGGCGACAACAGCAGAUGCUGGUGUAAGCGAAGCAGCAGAGGCAGACGGGCAGAGAAAGAAGAGGAGAAAGCAAGGGAGCACGGGGGAAGGCAAGGGUGAUGGUGGGAGCAGCGGCAGCAAGGUGGCGAGCUUGAAAGAAGCUGCUGCAGACACAGCGAGCAGAUGGAUGGAGCUGAUUAAAAAGGCCACCACACGGCAAAAGUAA